CUUCCUUGGGCACCUUACACUGGCUUCCAAAAUCCACCAAAUUCCCAAAUGCCUGCUUUCUCAAGUUUCCUAAAUUCCCCACCUUUCCUGUUUGGGGGUCUCUCUUCAGCCCAAGAAAGCUCUGAUUCCUCCUAAAACCCUCUCUCAUCUACAAUUCUCUUCUCACUAUUCUGAACCAAUGCCUGAAGCCUUCUCUGCAAUAAAGCCCUUGUUGCUUCUCUUAUUUAACAAACUCUGGCUUCUCUAUCAUUGUUUCACAGAUAAGAUACAUAGGAGAAAUUCCAACUCCUCAUCACAGAAGCAAUGCAUCCUUUGGUUCUUCAUUGCCACAUACUCUUCCUCUUCUCUCUAUGCCUCAAUUCAGGUUCAGGGGCUGCCCAGCAAUCGAAAGAGCAUAACAAAGUCCUUCACCAUCAACAGAACAGGGCACUGCUAUCAACUUCCACAUUUGCUGCUCAGCGAGACACUACUCCUGCAAGUAUCCCCAUUGUCAACCCGACGUCUCCAGGUUCUUCGAUACCUAUUGUGAACCCAGCGUCACCCCCACCGCCAAUCACCACGUUGCCAACCCCAAGUCAAGUCGCGCCUCCGACAACUACCACGCCGACGGCAUCAAGUGGACAAUGGUGCAUCGCGAACCCAGCCGCCUCUCAAACAGCUCUGCAGGUGGCUCUCGACUAUGCCUGCGGCUACGGAGGCUCAGACUGCUCGGCGCUACAGCAGGGCGCGAGUUGCUAUGAUCCUAACACCCUGCAAGAUCAUGCCUCCUACGCCUUCAACGACUACUACCAGAAGAAUCCGAUUCCCACUAGCUGUGUUUUUGGAGGAACGGCAACACUCACUUCAACUGACCCAACAGGCCAUGGAAGCUGUCACUUUGCAUCUUCCGGCUCAACUCCGACUCCGAUGACUCCGACUCCAAUGACUCUUACUCCUCCUACUACUUUUACUUCACCAGCUCCACCGACGUUUGUCACACCAGUUUACCAAUCCCCACCUUCAACUGUACCAGGGUCACCAACAAUCUUUGGGGUCGCAGAGCCAACGGGACAACCCAGCUCAGCCACCUCCAUCACGUGCAGCUUAGCGGUUCUACUCACCGCAGCCUGUCUGUCACAGUCACUUCUCGCACGUGGUCCCUAAGCCACUGCAAGGAAAGUUGCAUCUGCGCUACCAUGAGAAGGCAAUUCAAUCGCUUCCUUGCAUAUCUCAUGGUAUUUGCAUUUGAAGGGGUCACCCGGGACACGCAAGGAGGCAUUUUGAUUCAUCGGAGCCUGAUCGACCUUCGAGGCGGUUCUCUCUUCCUACAGAUGCCGCCUCGAAAGCAAUCAAGAUGCACGAGAUCUCUUGUAUUCUUGUCUUUGUCAUCAACAUCAGAAUAGAUGCAGGACCCAGAAGAAUAAGUUGCAAUAUAGGAGUCAGAAUAGUCAUAUACAGUGUAAGAAUCUCUAUACACAAUUAGCCAACACAGAUAAUAAUUCAUUUAGUUUUACUGGA
Rhodamnia argentea is the source of this 1497-nucleotide messenger RNA. RefSeq names its product PLASMODESMATA CALLOSE-BINDING PROTEIN 2-like. The transcript is spliced from 4 exons. Bases 304 to 1143 code for a protein of 279 amino acids. The record is from RefSeq and is a predicted model, not a curated record. Lineage: Eukaryota; Viridiplantae; Streptophyta; Magnoliopsida; Myrtales; Myrtaceae.